This is a messenger RNA of Rotaria sp. Silwood1, 474 nucleotides long. The record is from the annotation of a GenBank genome assembly. Lineage: Eukaryota; Metazoa; Rotifera; Eurotatoria; Philodinida; Philodinidae.
AUGACUACUCAUCAACCACAACUAUAUUACAGACCAAUUAAUAAUACAUUCAAUUUAGUAGCAAACGAAAAAGUAUAUCGUGAAUGGGAUUAUACAGACAAUUUAUGCUGUUGUAAUAGCUCAUAUCAUACUGUUUUAACUGAUAUUCGACUUUUGACUCGUUAUCAAGAACAUGUUGGUAAUGCUGAUGAUUCAGAAUCUUCACAUACUGAUUCGGCUAUUUUCUUACGUGAUAUUAAUCAAAUUCGUGAAUGUCGUGGCGAACAACCAACUUUUUUCUUUCUUCUUUGGAUAACAUUAUUAUGUGCAUGGCCAUGUUAUCUUUGUCGUCGAGUCUUUUGUCCAAAACCAAAAUGUCUCGAAGUUUUUGGUAGAUUUGGUUCAGAAGUAGUUCGACUGAAACGAGAAGAUAUGUCAGCAGCUCAAGUCGAUAUAUCAACGGCGGUUAUCAAUAGCAAACUUGUCGGACGAUAA